GACAGCCUCCAGUACAACGCUCAUUGACAUCAUGGAGAGCGACCAACUUCGAUCUCUUGGAAACACUCUCAUGGAUAGCUCUUUGUCCUCGAUCGAGGUUCUACCGGGUGGGAUUGAGGAAUGGGCCGGCGUCUCUUGGAACAAAGAAUCUCGAAUGUCUCCUGAAUUCCCCUUCGUGUGUCGAGACGGCAAUCUAGGCGUUCCAAACAAGGUGUUGAUGCGGCUUUACAUGCUCGCGUCGCGCUCUCUCAACAAUGGCCAAGCACCACUAGAAUCAGUGUCUCAGAUCGCAUUCACCAGUGCUAUCCUUCUGGCCAAUCCCGCUCACCAGACGGCUCUUAAUCUCCGUAAACGUCUCAUCAUGAUGGGAACGCUGGGGAUCGAGGAGGAGAUGUGCUUCACCCACAAGUUGUUAUCCAGCUCCCGGACUUGCGCCAAAGAGUCCAUCCUCUGGGCGCACAGACGUUGGCUAAUCGAACGGCUAUACCCACCUUCCGACUCGUCUUCGCCAAUUCUCCCAUCCGAUAUCAGUUGCGAGUUACAACUGAUUCUACGAUGCUGCGAGCUCUAUCCUCGCAAUUAUCACGCAUGGACACAUUUCCAUUUCGUCUUCCACUGCAUCUUUAUGUCUAUGGAGAGGGAAAAUGGGGUGGGCCCAUAUUCUGUCUCAUUAGUGGAGCACCUGCAAAUCUUGCGACACUGGAUAGAAGCACACGUGUCAGACCAUUCCGCGAUUCAUCAAUUCUGCAACGCAGCAUCGAUUCUAUGCUCUCUCAAAGACAUUGAUUGCUGCGAUAUACCCGGCUUGCAGGACUUGCUCACCCCCGGUUGGCAUCUUGACCAUGUCGCGGCUCUGCUUGGUGAUUACCCCUCACACGAGUCACUGUGGUUGUAUCUUCGCGGUAUCGUGGCUUUAGAACCCAAAUCACUCACACCCUUGGCGAUAUCUGCAACUGAAAACAUGGACGGAGAAUUUAGGACACGGUUCUUGGCAUGGUUGCGCAGGAUGUGAUGACGAGAUAGUGCUGAGUACACAUCACUGACGUUAGUAACGUGACCGCGCGGCUACGUGUAAAGCACACCCUUGAUCUCAUUUCUCAUUUCCCUGCUCGUCUUCGGAUGGUUUAAAAGCUUUGCUUUCGAAUUGCUGUCUGUUUCUUAUCAUGUCGAACCGCACACGACUCUCCGGUUCCGGAUGUAUCAUUUGGCUCACCAUCGGGUUGAUUGCUCUCGCUGCGGUCGCCUGCGCACAGAAUGACAGGUUGGACUCCACAACGGGAAAACCUCCGAAUGAUGUAUCACUUAAGGAGAAAAUUGCCAAAGCCGACCUUGAACAGGCGGCGGAAGCCUCGCGUGCCUAUCGACAGGCAAUGCAAACAUUAUCCACAUUGACUGCACAUCCUCCGUCUCACACUUACGGUUCUGGUCCACAAAGCUCCAAAUCACCCUUCUCGUCGUUGUUUCCCAGCCUCCAGGGACAGGGGCCCCUGGGAAGCGCGACACGCAUCAUUCUCAAGCUGCAGCGUCAAGUUGUUGGUGGCGUUCUGGUUGCACUAGGGAAGGAAUCGAAGUCCAAGCGUGAAGAGGGGAAAGGAAAAGCUAUUAAGGUGGUAGACUUGCUCCAGCAUUCUGCUGAGUUGGGGAACGCAGAUGCUUUGUAUACCCUGGGGCAUGUUUCUCUGUUUCCUCCUUCCAAUCACUUUCCUUCCGACCCUCAACUCGCCUACGAUUCCUUCGCGGCACACGCGUCCAUAACAGGCAAUGCGUCGUCUCAAGCAUAUCUGGCCUUCUUUCACGCCAGUGGCUACAAGCAAAUCGUUCCUGUGGACCAAGCAAGAGCACAACUAUACUACACAUUUGCGGCCAAUGGUGGAGACAAAGGGGCGCAGAUGGCACUGGCAUAUCGGUACUGGAGCGGGAUCGGCACUCUAGAAAACUGCAAUCGCGCAGUGGACUGGUAUGCGCGCGCGGCGGAUCAAGCCAUGGAGACCUUCAAAGCCGGACCUGUUGGUGGACGAACACUGCCUCGAACUCAUACCAGACUGUCUGAUCUUGAGGGUGGUGUCUAUGGUCCUGGUGCCAGUGUAGCCUCGACGGGUCUAAACGCUCAGAAACCUGCCAUUCGCGCAGGUUUGUCUCGUGCUUCGGGUGAAACAUGGGAAGAUAUUCUGGACUACUACUUGUUCAAUGCGGAUAGACGCGAAUUAGACUUCGCAUAUCGCCUGGGCAAAAUCUUCUACCACGGCAGCAUCUAUCAAUCUCGUGGUGGUAUCGGCUCUGGGAGCGAGGGCGUUGGUGCUGUUCCACGUGACUUCGAGCGCGCCCGACACUACUUUAUAUCCAUUGCUCGAAUGGUCUGGUCGCGUGAUCCGACGAAUCCCCUUCAGUACACACCGAUACCAAUCAAGGACGAAAAACUGCCCCUGGGACUCGCUGCACCUAGUGCUUGCUUCCUUGGACGGAUGUUCCUUCGAGGUGAAGGUGUGAAGGCCGAUCCUGCGUUGGCCAAAAUGUGGUUCGAACGGGGCGCUGAGCAUGGCGAACGAGAAUGUCAAAACGGACUCGGUAUCAUUUGGCGGGACGGACUUAUUCCGUCCAUAAAACCAGAUCUGAAGAAGGCCAUGGCAUAUUUUCAAGCUGCUGCAGGUCAAGAGUUGGCCGAGGCUCAGGUUAGCGUUGCCAAGCAUCACUUUGCUCGAGGCGAGAUCAACUUUGCCGUCACCUUGUUUGAGACCGCCGUACUAUACGGUUCACCUUUCGAAGCAUACUACUAUCUGGGCCAAAUCCACUCUGUGCAAGCGACUAAUUCAGCCAUCCCUCCAGCAAUCGCAUCUGGGUCCUGCGCGAUGGCUGUUUCGUUCUACAAACUAGUGGCCGAGCGGGGUGUCUGGGGUGACGAUCUUCUGGAAGAUGCCGAGACGGCUUGGACGACCGAAACGGAUCGAGGCAAGGAAAUGGCUAUGCUCAAGUGGUGGAUUGCUGCAGAGCGGGGGUCUGAAAUCGCUCAGAACAAUCUUGCUCAUGUCUUGGAUCAAGACCGAAGUAUCCUGCGCCUGACUCGUUUUUCGCCGAACACACCUUCAAACGAGACUGCUCGACUGGCGCUGUCUCAAUGGACUAGAGCUGCUGCCCAGCGGAACAUCGAUGCACUAGUUAAAGUCGGGGACUACUACUACCACGGCCUGGGUGUCUGGGAGCAGACUGAAGCAGCUCGUUUCGAGAAGGCUGUCAAGUACUACCAAUCGGCAGCCGAUACCCAACAGAGUGCGUUGGCCAUGUGGAAUCUGGGCUGGAUGUACGAAAACGGUGUCGGGGUUCCUCGAGACUUCCACCUGGCAAAGCGUCAUUAUGAUAUGGCACUCGAAACUAAUUCCGAAGCCGCAUUCCCCGUCUACCUCUCCCUGAUCAAACUGUAUCUGCGCAGUUUCUGGCAUAGUUUGAUGGGGGGUCAAGGCGGUCUGAGCAUCUGGUCUUCCGACGAAGAUUCAGACCGUUCGGUCAAAGCGCCUGUCCAGCAGGUCCCUGCUAUCGACGAUCAUGCUCCUCCUGCAGAACAGGAACGAAAAUAUGUCGAAGAAGACGAUGGGCCCUGGUACAUGGGCAAGGCCAAAGAUGAGUUUCUGCGCAGAUCCAAGGAGCCAUCAGAGGAUGAGGAUCCAAUCCAGUGGGCGCGAGACCGACGGAAUGAGCAAGAGAGGGAAAGAGAAAGAGAUAGUGAAUUCCCAUCAGAUGAUUUCACCGCUCGACGAGGAGAUGACGAUGGUCAAGAGUACGAGAGUGAGGAUUUUUCGGACACCAUCCUGCUCAUGCUCCUGUGUCUGGCUGUGGCCGUGCUUGUCUAUGUGAGAACGCGAAUCGUAGAUCGGAUGCGGAGAGACCAACAGCCCCAGCCGGCAAACAAUGCUCCCGCGCCCGGGAUGUUCCCUCCUCCGGGUCCAGAACAGGACAACUGGGCCGUACUACGAUGAGAGCUAUCAUCAAUGCAUUGUAUCAUUAGUCCUAUCACUCCAACGGUCGUGUACCCUUAGAAACAGUACUUAUAUCUGGCGGAUAAUCUGGAACGUUGGAGUCAACGACCGAAGUGGCGGCCCGACAUAGCGAAUGUCCCACGCUUCCCCCUUUAGGCCUAAAGUGACGCUCUCACGUGCCAAGCAUCCGUUCCUCCUCAAACACUGAAACACUACUUUCAUCGCCAGCAACUCCUUCGUGGCAUAUCUAUUCUUUGAAAGUGCCACUAUGUCCUACGAUUUUGAGGGCCUGGAGCCCCUUAUCGAAGAAAUUCUCUCUGCCCCCGGCACGGACCUCGCGACUAUCAGUGCAAAACGCGUCAGGAAGCAGCUCCAGGUCCUGGACCCCGCUAUCACGGAGGAGUUCCUCAAGGAGAACCGGAAGGCAAUAGACAAUGUCAUCUCUCGCGUGUUCGGCCAAAAGUUCAGCGCGGACAGCCCUAAAUCCGAGCCCGACGAGACCGAGGUGCAGUCUGGCCCGAGCUCGCGCAAGAGGCGCCAAAGCGAGGAUGCCGAUGUCGGGGACGAGGAGGAAGAGACGGACGACAAUCCGGACGCGGAAGAAACUCGGCAGCCUCCCGCGAAGAAGGCUAAGAAACUCGCGAAGCAGGAGAUGAGCGACGCGGAAUUGGCGCGCCAGUUGUCGAGCGAGAUCAACGGCAGAGCAAGACGUACCGGGAGCAAACCGAAAGCGACGUCGGGCACAUCACCGAAGAAGCGGAAGACGAAGACGAAGACGAAGAGCGCGGAACGGGUGGUGGAUUCCGAGGACGAGAGCGACGAGACGCAAACGAAACGUCCAUCGAAGCGGAAGUCUAGUGAAGGAGGCGGUGCGAAAGGAGGGUUCGCAAAGCUGUAUCUGCUGAGUGAGCCGUUGGCCGCCGUGCUGGGAGUCCCGUCGCUCUCUCGUCCACAAGUUGUCAAGCAACUGUGGGUGUACAUCAAAUCGAACGAACUGCAAAAUCCAAAAAACAAACGAGAAAUCUUAUGCGAUGGCGCGCUGCGUGCCGUGUUUAACGCGGAUAAGAUUGACAUGUUCAAGAUGAACAAAGUUCUGGGGCAGCAUCUGCACGAGAGCGAAUAGCAUUUGUAUCUAAUCUGAAUGCAACAGUUGCACAGAAAAACAAAAGUUCUGAAAUCGUCCUUCCCUCAAGUCUGACUUGGGAGUCUGCCGAAAUCCUCGCGCCUGAAGCCAGUUCUUUUGUUGCAUGCUGACCGAGUUUUAUGACGCGCUAGAGCGUCGGCCCACGACAGUUUUUUGUUGCAGAUGGAGCACACCCAAACUUUGCUAGUUUUGUUUGCAUCCGCCACGUGCCGCCUCAUGGUGCUCUUACGUUUGAAGACAAAGUUUCAGCCGGAGAUGGUGCAAGGGUGCCCAUUUCCCCCGGCUUCCGCUGGCCACUUCGGCUUCGGCUCGACCGCCCUUGGGACGGGGAUGAAAGCCGCCGAGCCUGAGAAAGCUCCGCUCUCAGAAGAACUCGGUGGAGCGUCGUGUCAGAGCACGAGCUGAGAGAGCUCUAUGAAUCUAUUGAUACUCCAGAGCUGGGCGGUAUUGGCGCCGCUCUCUGUGGCGCCUAUACUCCAGCGCAUGGACCAGUGACGACGACUCUGGCAAGGCUGCGCCAAUCCGUAUAAUCAGAAUCUCGAUCUUGUCGAGGAAUUGAGUCUCCUACAGCAGUUACGCCCACUCGAAACCUCAGCUACAGUCCUGCUCGUCGUAGUCUGUUGGUUCGAGUAAUCUCUUUGAAAGACAUUCCUGCGUUGGAUGGGGUGAUGACGUUAGAUGAGUGAGAGAUUGAAGCGUUCGACGUGCGAUCUCACCACGCCUCUCCCGGACGCCUUGGUCUCGGCUUGUUCUCCUGUUACAUGCACGUGCGUAGUCACAGAUGUCCUCGAUACGGGCUCUCGAUGAGUGAGCCACAGAGUCCGGGACUUGACAUCUUCCGGAUACUGGUCUCGACAUCGUUAUUCAACUUCCAAAGUGACAUAUUUUAGCGCGGAAAAUGAUCAGAUCGAGUCCAUAACAAGGGCCCAGCCACCUAAAUCGUCUCGCCCCCAGCAAUAGGGGUGAUCUUACGCUCCUAGUCCAUCUUGAGUAGCCGCGGGACGCUGUGGGAGAGAGCGGGCGAUACCUAUCUCCCAGCGGUGUUCUGUGAUUUCUGGGAGUCUGCGAUGCCCGGAGUCUCCCAAAACCUGGUGCCGGUACCGCCAGAUGUGCCUGGUCGAUACGACGAGAGUUCAGCAACAAGAAAGACCCUCUGGAGCGCUGUGCCUAGGCCGAUGUGGUAGGAGAAGGCAUAUCCUAAUCACGGUCGUAGGUCGAUACUACUAGGCGACGGCCGAUCGCACAUUCAUCUGGUCAACUAACCUCCGGCAACAAGCAUACAUGCACCAGGAACUGCUCCGUCUGUACUCUGGUAGCAGUUUCAGCCUCUCUGGGGCCAUGUAAGAACUCAAGGUCUGGUGGUGGACUUCAGUCAUUCAGCGGCGCUCGAUGGCGUGGCGUGGACCGCGCGUGACAUCCGAAAAGCUGCAGCUUUCGUACGAAUCAAAUACGAAAGCCUGGCCGACGCGGGGAUCCUUGCGCAGACCGAAACAAUGGGCUGCCCAGCUCCUUCUCACGGACGGCCGACGGUUACCGUUUUGAGCCACAAAGUGUCCCUGGUGACCUCAAUCCGCCUAGUUCAAGGAGCGCUUUCCCUUGCAUCUCCCAUCCAUGAAUUUCCCCUUCGCCAGGUUGCCCUUGGAGCUGAUCCUGGAAGUCGUCCGGAUCGGUGCUUCACCCGGCUGUUCCAUUGCGUUGCACCAUCCGUCGUAUGCCACUGCGAUUUCUCUGGCCUCGACAUCGUCUAUGCUGCGCUCUAUCGCGAUGCCGCAUCUCCUACGCACGGUAGUGCUCUGCACGACCGACCACGUCAUUGCGUUCAUAGAUUCUAUCGUGCUGCAGAGAAAACUACUCGCAAUGAAGCCGGCUUCCCGCUUGGCGCUCGAGUAUCCACGGCUGGUGCGUCGGUUCUGGUGCACAGAGUGCGCGGAGCGGCACCCCUUCUCUGCGGGCUUUGAUCUGGACUACGGCGCUCUGUACUCAGUUCUGCGCAAUCUCGAUUGCCUGGGACUCGACUUCCGAGCGAUGCAUCUCCUGUAUAACAGUCUCGCGAGUCCAGGCGCCGAUCCUCAGUAUGACUGGCUCUGCCGGCGUGUCGUCUUUGCUGGCAAGCACCCGCGAUGGAAUCCACUGAAGAUGUCUGCGGGUGGAACUCACUUCUUUUCGCAUAUAACCCACAUAUCGUUAUGGAUACACGACGCUGCCGACUUGUCCGCCACAAACUCGAUCCCUACUUGGCUCCAAGAUGUCCCUCUCACAGCUAUGCCGAAACUGACUCAUAUGGCCGUUCUCCUGGACAGCGCCUCCGAUCCCGAGUGCAGUCCGGGCAGUGUAUUGGUGUGUUCCAGAGACAGCACCGGCAGACCGAGUUUUCAGUCGCAGCAAGAUCUCCUCGCUCUCUACCCCGUUCACGACAUGACAGUGAAGCCGCGCGCCAGCGCUGCAGGGGACUCGGGAUGGGAGUUUUCAUUCAUGCGUGGUGAAGACGAGGUCUGUUGGACGUGCAUUGAGUGACAAAUGGAAGCGUUGCAUCUUGAGUAGCGUUGAAAUUCACGCCUUUACUUCGCCACCAGUCGCGAGCAGCUUCGCCUCCUCCAAUUGCAUCCUCGAGAG
This is a messenger RNA of Mycena citricolor, 7725 nucleotides long. NCBI's taxonomy places the organism in Eukaryota, Fungi, Basidiomycota, Agaricomycetes, Agaricales, Mycenaceae. The record is from the annotation of a GenBank genome assembly.